Molecule: messenger RNA, 981 nt
Organism: Meloidogyne enterolobii
Lineage: Eukaryota; Metazoa; Nematoda; Chromadorea; Rhabditida; Meloidogynidae
Source: the annotation of a GenBank genome assembly
AUGGAUCAAAAUAAUCAAAAUAAUUCUGGUGUUGAAUCGGAAGUAAAUGGUUCUACUGAAGCUGAAUCCAACACAAAUAUUCAAUCUAGAAAUAUUUUUGAUUUGACUGGCGUUCCAAAUACAGAAACGUCAAUUGAUUUAAAUCAAAUGCGUGUUGAUACAAUUCCUGAUUUGUCACGUUUUAAGGAUUUAGAGUUUUUGGGUCUACGCCAAAAUUUGCUUACUAGUUUAAACACAAAUAUUUCUUUAUUAAUAAAUCUCACUGAACUUGAAUUAUAUGACAAUCAACUAACAGAAAUACAAGGAAUUGAAAAUUUAAUUAAUUUGGAAAUUUUGGAUUUAAGUUAUAACAGAAUUGGAAAAAUAAAAGGUCUUUCAACGCUUUCAAAACUUCGUAAACUUUUUCUUAUAAAUAACAAAAUUGAACAAAUUGAAGGAUUGGAAGGAUUAAUUUCCCUUAAAUUAUUAGAAUUGGGAGAUAAUAAAAUUAAAGAAAUUUGUAAUUUAAAGUAUUUAAUUAAUUUAGAAGAAUUAUUUUUGGGAAAAAAUAAAAUUAAAAAAAUUGAAGGAAUUGAUUCUCUUGUUAAAUUAAGAAUACUUAGUUUACCUGCAAAUCGUUUGACAAAAUUGGAAGGUUUGGAAAAUUUGGUGGAAUUGGAAGAAUUACAUAUAAAUGACCAAGGAAUUGAAUCUUUAAAUGGAAUUGAAAAUCAGGUUAAAUUGCAAUUACUUGAUGCUGCUGCAAAUUCAAUUUCUUCUUUGGAUAAUUUGGGACAUUUACAAAAACUUGAAGAUAUUUGGUUAAAUAAUAACAAAAUUUCUUCUUGGUUUGAAGUCGAUAAAUUAUCUAAAUUAGAAUCUCUUAAAACAGUUUAUCUGGAACAUAAUCCAAUAUAUAAUGAAGGGUGUGCUAAUUAUAGAAGAAAAGCAAUAUUAGCACUUCCACAAAUACGGCAAUUGGAUGCUACAUUUUGUAGAUGA